CCCUCCAACCCUUCCCUUUACUAGAGAGUUUUGAAAGGCCAGAGAGCUUCUUGAGAAGAGAGCAGGAGACUUUCAAAUGGGAUUAAGAGAGACAAAGAUGAUCAAGUUGAGGUCGAAAAGGUUCUGCAGAGGAAGUUUUAAGCUCGGCAGCAAUAGCAGCAACAAUGUUAAAGCAGCUUCAACUAGAACUAGUCCAAAAGAGUAUGGAGGUAUAAGCGAAAUCAAAUGGGAACUUCGGCCUGGUGGAAUGCUUGUUCAAAAGAGAGAAAGUGGGGACAGUGUAGGAGAAGGCACCAUCACUUUAAGAGUCUCAACUGUUUCUAAAUGGCAUGAUAUCUCCAUUGAAGCGACCUCCACUUUCGGGGAGUUAAAGAUGAUACUGUCACUGGUGACAGGCCUGGAACCCAGAGAGCAAAGGCUACUGUUCAAAGGGAAAGAAAGAGAAGAUAAUGAAUAUUUACACAUGGUUGGCGUUAGAGACAAAGACAAAGUGCUACUGCUAGAAGAUCCAGCUAUCAAGGAGAUGAAGCUUCAUAUGAAGACUGCUUAUCGUACCAUAAGUGUAUAAUUUUAAAGCCAUUGGAACAUCUUCACUAACCUCCAAAUGAAGCUGCAAAAAUAUUAUAAUGAAGGGCUUCUUCCUGUUCACUUGGCAAUUAGAUUAAUGUGUAAGCUGAUGCAAGUCCUGGUCAUCUUGCCUAGUUUACCAUGUUUAUAAAAACUUUGAUUCCUGAUGAUCAUGUAAUGUAAAUUAAUUAAUGUUCUAAUUAAUGCUUUAUUUUC
Molecule: messenger RNA, 783 nt
Organism: Mangifera indica (mango)
Lineage: Eukaryota; Viridiplantae; Streptophyta; Magnoliopsida; Sapindales; Anacardiaceae
Product: BAG family molecular chaperone regulator 2-like
Exons: 2
Coding region: 77-568 (163 amino acids)
Molecular function (GO): protein binding
Source: RefSeq, a predicted model, not a curated record